GUCCCAAUACCUUAGAAUAUUGUCUGGCACAUACAGAAGCUUCAAUAGUAAUCGUUUCCAAAUCAUUCAUCAAAAAUUUGCUAAAUAUCUCCCAUAAACUUCCUGCCUUAAAAGCCAUAAUAACAAUUGAUCCUCUUGAUGGUCUAACUUACAGAUCUGAAGCUAUACAAAAAAAUAUCCUUCUAUAUGAAUUUACUCAAAUUGAAAAGUUUGGGCAGCAACAUUUUAAGGAGCAUGUUCCAUCUCAACCUGAUGAUUUAUUAACAAUCAUGUACACUUCAGGAACAACUGGUAUUCCUAAAGGCGUAAUGUUAAGUCAUAGUAAUAUCAUGGCAACAUUGUGUCCAAUAUUUGACUCCCCUGAUGAGGAACCAGGAUCUCGAGUAAUCUCUUAUCUGCCUAUGGCUCACAUCUAUGGUCUUAUGAUGGAAGUCCUUGCAAUAAAUCUUGGCUUCUCAGUUGGUUAUUUCAGUGGGAGCACAACCAGAUUGUUUGAAGAUGUUCGAAUUUUGCAACCUAUAUCGUUCCCCAGUGUGCCUAAAAUAUUUAUGGAAUUAUAUCAAAGUAUAAGAGCUGCUACUAUCGAUGCGCCUGGUGUGAAGGGUGAAAUAGCAAGACAAGCGUAUCAGAAGAAAUUGGCACAUUUUAAAAAGACUGGUGA
Molecule: messenger RNA, 661 nt
Organism: Scutellospora calospora
Lineage: Eukaryota; Fungi; Glomeromycota; Glomeromycetes; Diversisporales; Gigasporaceae
Source: the annotation of a GenBank genome assembly